UCCCUUUGAGCCCUGGUGUCCCUGUCUUAAUCUCGCUCUCUAGGAGUUUAAUGCAGAGAGAAGUGAGUGGCGUGUGCUUGAUGUGGGAUGCCCCCUUUAGCUUCUGCCUCUCGGGGGGGAUUAUGUCGUCACGCUGGGCCCCGAGGCCAUUAUAAAUGCCCCCUAUGGCCCCUUUGUGGUCCGUCAGAACAGAUCUACUAGGUGUGGACAGGAUAUGCUCUUUAACCUCUUCUGUGUCGCUCAUCUAGAAUUAGCCGUGUAGAUUUAGCUUUUAGCAUCGAUGUUCAGGUCUCUCUGACAAAACCCUCCAAAUCUUCUGCGCGUGCACACACACAACCUCACACACCUCAUGUUUCUUUAGCAGUCUGGGUGUUGUGCAGGUGAAGAUAAACGACGUUGGCAGAGACGACUUGUGCGCGGCUACAUGUGUGACCGUUUACUCGCGGCUUCCCACACGGCCUUAGCUAACGGCUAGUUCUAUAAGGCGGACUUUCAUCACUUCUUUCGCCCUCGAUUGUUUUUUUUUUUUGUUUUUUUGCGGCAGCUUCAGAUCAACUAGUUAAGGAUUUUACUUUUUGUGUACUUUUGUGUACUUUUUUUCCUCAAAGACACUUCCUUUAGCCAUUUUUGCUAACUCUAAAUAAGCUUUGGUUUAUUAUUUUAGUUGGAUCUCAUACUUCAUGAUGUGGGAGUUCCGCUCUAUGAUGUUCUGGCGGGCGGUGUUCGCAGAGUUUUUCGGCACCAUGUUCUUCGUCUUCUUUGGGAUGGGCGCAGCGCUACGCUGGACCUCCGGGCCGUACCACGUCUUCCACACUGCCCUCUGCUUCGGUUUCGCUGCUGCCACGCUCAUCCAAUCCAUCGGCCACAUCAGCGGAGGACACAUCAAUCCGGCCGUCACCUUCGCCUACUUAGUCGGCUCUCAGAUGUCCUUCUUCAGAGCGUUCUUCUACAUCUGCGCUCAGUGCCUGGGGGCCAUGGCAGGAGCCGCGGCCCUUUAUGGAGUUACACCCAACAACAUGAGAGGCACUCUGGCACUUAACACGCUGCAGCCCGGCAUGAGUCUCGGCAUGGCGACUACAGUGGAGGUGUUUCUCACCAUGCAGUUGGUGGUUUGCGUUUUCGCCGUCACAGAUGAGAGACGAAACGGCCGUCUCGGUUCUGCCGCUCUGUCUAUUGGCUUCUCUAUCACCAUGGGCCACCUGAUGGGGAUGUACUACACUGGAGCUGGCAUGAACCCAGCUAGAUCUUUCGCUCCUGCUAUCAUCAUGAGGAAUUUCAUCAACCACUGGGUGUACUGGGUGGGACCCAUGAUUGGUGGUGCUAUGGGUGCCAUCCUGUAUGAUUUCAUGCUGUUUCCCCGUAUGCGGGGUCUCUCCGAGCGGCUAGCCACUCUCAAGGGCAGCCGGCCCCCAGAGGCCGACAACCAGCAGGAGACCCGCGGGGAGCCCAUCGAGCUGAAGACUCAAACCCUAUAAACCUGCUAAGAACCUGUGGACCCAAAUCUGGCUCUACCUCACUGGACCAUCUCGCUGGGGGUCGCAUAUCCACGCUAAACUCAUUAAGGGAGAUGAAUUGAGUACUCUAUUUUGUUUAGUAUUAUAGGUUUGUUGCUGAUAUCAAUGCAGGGCAGGGGGCGGGGUUGAGGCAGGGUUCGGGUGGAUGUGGGCGGGGCUAGAGCUGUUUAUUUAAGCAUGCUUUUCACUUUUCAUCUGACUUCACUUUCACAAUUCCUUUUCAAUUUCGUUUUCUACAACACCAAAGAUGUGGAUGUAUGCAACUUAACCAGGGUUUCACACUUUUUAUUUCUAAUUUCCGUGAGAGUUCACGUGGGUGUGCAAGUGAGUGCAAAUGUGUGGGUCAUUGUGUGUGUGUGUGUGUGUGUGUGUGUGUGAGUGUGUGUGAGACCGUGCCCAGGUAUGUACGUGUGUUUAGCUCGUGCAUGAUAAUCAAGUGUAUGUGUGUGUGUGUGUCUGUCAGCUGAGCAGUUAUUUUGGGUUUUAUCAUUACAGCUCGCUCGUGUUUGUACCACGCUUAUGUUUUUUUUUUCUUUCUUAUUUUUACGGGACUCGAAGACACCCCAAAAUGUAUUGUUUGCAAUGAUAUUCCAUUCACUUUGACGUUCACACAAACCACCCGUGGACUGAGCUGACUAAACACAGCCGGUCUUUGCAAUUACUUCUCAAGUUUACAGUGUCUGUGCCUUUCAUUAAAUCUUGUUUGAGGAUAACAUCCAUGACUGUGCAAAAAAAAAAAAAAAAAAAGAAAAAAAAAAAAAACAGCAACAUGAAUCAUAUUUGAAUGCAAAUAAAUACAUGAAAAGAAAGUGUUUGUAUAUCCUAUCGCAUGCACGCAUGCUUCAUUUUGCUUGCAGUAUGAAUGAUGCAGGGACUAAUAUUAACACCAGACGGCGCUGUACAACAGUCUGUGACCUCAGAACAUUCAGCUGCCAUUACAGUUUUAUUAUAGCGGGGUUUAAUUAGAUCAGUGGUUCUCAAACUUUUUUACUCCGAGGCCCCCCUCCAAUCCGAAUAAAUACUGCAAGCCCCCCACCCAACAUUCACUAAAACCUUUGCAUUCUCUUGUU
Molecule: messenger RNA, 2584 nt
Organism: Cyprinus carpio (common carp)
Lineage: Eukaryota; Metazoa; Chordata; Actinopteri; Cypriniformes; Cyprinidae
Gene: mipb
Product: major intrinsic protein of lens fiber b
Biological process (GO): transmembrane transport
Cellular component (GO): plasma membrane
Molecular function (GO): channel activity
Source: RefSeq, a predicted model, not a curated record